AUGACGGACUUGCUUUACCACCUGCUGGAUGAGUUCCUCUUCAGCUUCAGCGCAGAAUUUGUGGUCUGUCGGCGCGUGGAGAUCAUCGAGCUUGACAUUGUGAAUCUGCGGGGUGAAAGUUCGCGGAAGUUCGAUCUCGAGAGGCAUCCGCAAGGGACAGAGAUCAAGGCAAUCACGAUGCACCAGAUGAAGGUCCUCACGACGACAGAAGUGACCACAGAGACGGGAGCGCUGCCCCGAGUUGAGUGUUCACCAGAAGGGGACACUAUCAUUGCCAGCUCCCCCUACGAGUGCUACGUACUGGUGGACAUCUGA
Messenger RNA from Symbiodinium pilosum, 315 nucleotides. The record is from the annotation of a GenBank genome assembly. NCBI's taxonomy places the organism in Eukaryota, Dinophyceae, Suessiales, Symbiodiniaceae.